AUGAGAAGCCUUGCUAAGGUGGCCGUGGCAGUGUUGUGUGGUCUGGCGCUCACUGGGUUCAUGUAUCGCCAGGACAGGAGCCUGGAGAUCCUGGUGGUGGAGGGUAGCAGACUGGGGCCUGUCACACUGUUAAAGACAGCACCUCAGAAGCAAGUAAAGAUUUUGAUACAUUCCUACAUGAGAAGCGGCUCAACCUUGACUGGUGACCUCUUUCAGGCACACCCUGGAGUUUUUUUCUUCUACGAGCCCCUCUGGUACCUGUACGACCAUGACAUGAACCAUUCAGGCUACUGGGAUCAGGAGGACCUCAGAAGUCGAGUGAAGGACGCCUUCAAGUCUGUCAGUCCUACCCCAGUGACCCCCUUUGACUUUCUGGACCGGAUGUUCCAGUGUGACCUCUCACCAGCCAACCUGGCAUUUCUUGCCUACGUGAUGAAGUCUGAAUCGUUCUCAAAAAGUCAGUGCCCCUUUGGGAAGCCGUUUGGUCGAAUUCAAGAGACCCAGUUAAAGCCUUGUGCAGAACUGGUCAAGCCACGAUGCGAGGAAGCAAAGUCUCUUGUAAUGAAGGUUCUCCGCCUGACUAUGAACGAAACAGACAGCUACCUGGACAAACACCCCGAUCUGAAGGUCAUUUACCUAGUCCGGGACCCGAGAGGCAUUCACUAUUCGCGAGGUCAAGCUUAUUUUCAAGGUCAAUCCAGUUUCUUGUGUCAGAGGAUACAGAACGAUCUUACCACCUUCAAAAGAAUAUCUGGGAAACACAAAGGUCGGAUCUUGCUAGUACGCUACGAAGACCUGGCUCAACUUCCGCUCCAUGUCGUCAAGGAGAUGUAUCAGUUUGCCGGGUUGGACAUGCUGCCCUCUGUAGAAGAAACUGUCAGGCAGAAGACGCACGCAGAAUCUACCCAUGAAACCCAAUUUGGAACUGGCCGCUCCGAUUCCUCCAAAACGUCCACAAAAUGGCGGACGACGAUGACUUACCAGGCAGUCAAAGAAAUGGACGCUUAUUGCCAGGAUGUUUACAGUUUCCUAGGAUACAACACCUUCGCCUCAGACAACGAACUCCGAAACUUGACGCUGCCCCAGAGAUCACCCGAUUAUGACGCACGCCUGGUAGGGGUUAGAAUUGGCCAUCUGCUCAAAGAUAGAGGGUAA
Molecule: messenger RNA, 1155 nt
Organism: Aplysia californica (California sea hare)
Lineage: Eukaryota; Metazoa; Mollusca; Gastropoda; Aplysiida; Aplysiidae
Product: carbohydrate sulfotransferase 4
Exons: 7
Coding region: 1-1155 (384 amino acids)
Biological process (GO): sulfur compound metabolic process; N-acetylglucosamine metabolic process
Molecular function (GO): N-acetylglucosamine 6-O-sulfotransferase activity
Source: RefSeq, a predicted model, not a curated record